Molecule: messenger RNA, 2373 nt
Organism: Psammomys obesus (fat sand rat)
Lineage: Eukaryota; Metazoa; Chordata; Mammalia; Rodentia; Muridae
Gene: Hdc
Product: histidine decarboxylase
Exons: 12
Coding region: 100-2073 (657 amino acids)
Biological process (GO): L-histidine catabolic process; histamine biosynthetic process
Molecular function (GO): pyridoxal phosphate binding; histidine decarboxylase activity
Source: RefSeq, a predicted model, not a curated record
CAGGGAGUGCCCAGCACAGACAGCGAACCAGAAGCCAGGCCGAGAGCUGCCUUCCACAGUGUCUUCUGUCUGUCUGCCAGGAGGAGCAAACCAAGGGAGAUGAUGGAGCCCAACGAAUACCGAGCUAGAGGAAAAGAGAUGGUGGAUUAUAUCUGCCAGUACCUGACCACAGUGCGGGAGAGGCAGGUGACUCCCAAUGUGCAGCCUGGGUACCUGCGAGCCCAGCUUCCUGUGAGCGCUCCUGAGGAACCAGACAGCUGGGACAGCAUCUUUGGGGACAUUGAACGAAUCAUCAUGCCUGGGGUGGUACACUGGCAGAGCCCCCACAUGCACGCCUACUAUCCGGCCCUUACGUCUUGGCCAUCCCUGCUGGGAGAUAUGCUGGCUGACGCCAUUAACUGCUUAGGAUUCACAUGGGCUUCUAGCCCAGCGUGCACAGAGCUGGAGAUGAGUGUCAUGGACUGGCUGGCGAACAUGCUGGGGCUGCCGGAGCACUUCCUGCACCACCAUCCCAGCAGCCAGGGGGGCGGCGUGCUGCAGAGCACCGUCAGUGAAUCCACUUUAAUCGCCCUGCUGGCAGCACGGAAGAACAAAAUCCUGGAAAUGAAAACGUCUGAGCCCGACGCGGAUGAGUCCUCUCUGAACGCUCGUCUUGUUGCCUACGCCUCUGACCAGGCUCACUCCUCAGUGGAGAAGGCUGGCUUGAUUUCCCUGGUGAAGAUCAGAUUUCUGCCCGUGGAUGACAACUUCUCACUGCGCGGCGAGGCUCUCCAGAAAGCCGUUGAGGAAGACAAGCAACAGGGCUUGGUGCCCGUGUUUGUCUGUGCAACGUUAGGAACCACCGGAGUCUGUGCAUUCGACAGGCUGUCAGAGCUGGGCCCCAUCUGUGCCAGGCAGGGGCUGUGGCUCCACGUCGAUGCUGCUUACGCGGGCACGGCCUUUCUGUGCCCCGAGCUCCGGGGAUUCCUGCAGGGCAUCGAGCAUGCCGACUCCUUCACCUUCAAUCCUUCCAAGUGGAUGAUGGUACACUUCGACUGCACUGCGUUCUGGGUCAAGGACAAGUACAAGCUGCAGCAGACCUUCAGCGUGAACCCCAUCUACCUCAGACAUGCCAACUCCGGUGCGGCCACUGACUUCAUGCACUGGCAGAUCCCUCUGAGCCGGCGCUUUCGCUCCAUUAAGCUCUGGUUCGUGAUUCGGUCCUUCGGGGUGAAGAAUCUUCAAGCCCACGUCAGACACGGUACAGAAAUGGCUAAAUACUUUGAAUCUCUGGUCAGAAAUGACCCUUUCUUUGAAAUUCCUGCCAAGAGGCACCUUGGUUUGGUGGUUUUCCGUCUUAAGGGUCCUAACUGUCUCACGGAAAGUGUCUUAAAGGAAAUAACCAAAACUGGCCAGCUCUUCCUCAUUCCUGCUACUAUCCAGGACAAGCUGAUCAUCCGUUUCACAGUGACGUCCCAGUUCACCACCAAGGAUGAUAUCCUGAGGGAUUGGAACCUCAUCCGAGAUGCUGCUCACCUGGUCCUGAGCCAGCACUGCACUUCCCAGCCGAGCCCUCGAGCCAAGAACCUAAUCCCACCGAGCAGGGCCUCCAGGGACCCAAGCACUGGGUUAUCCCUGGAGUCUGUCAACGAGGGAGGGGAUGACCCAGCUCAGGCCCGGAAGAUCAUCAAGCAGCCGCAGCAGCCGGGGGCUAGUCUGGUGAGAAGGGAAGGCGGCUGUGAUCCCCUUGACGAGUGCUUUUCGGAAGAGGAGGCCCCGGAUGCCACCAAGCACAAGCUGUCUUCCUUCCUGUUCAGUUACCUGUCGGUGCAGAACAAGAAGAAGACUGUGAGGUCCCUCAGCUGCAACAGCGUGCCCGUGAGCGCUCAGAAGUCGCUCCCCACAGACGGUGCAAUGAAGAACGGGGGCUCCUUCCGGGCCAGGAUCUUUUCCGGGUUUUCCGAAGAAAUGAUGAUGAUGAAGAAGAGCGCCUUCAAAAAGCUGAUCAAGUUCUACAGCGUGCCCAGCUUUCCCGAAUGCAGCUCUCAGUGUGCCCUCCAGCUGCCCUGCUGCCCUCUGCAGGCCAUAGUGUAGACGGGAGUCUUCGGUCAGAAUGCCAAGAUGUGCUUCAGGGAGUUUGUGAACCCCUCAGAAUUGUGUGCAGCUUGUGUGCUUAUGUGUGUGUGUGUGCAUCUUGAGCGGAGCAGGUCCAUACUUUGGAUCAUAGCCUCACAGGGGCGUCCAUGACCUACAAUGGACUGUAAUGGGGGAGUUUAAGCCCCCGGGCUCCAGAGGGUUGCAGGGGCCUGUUGGCUAGAAGGGGCUGAGACAGUGAGCGCUGCCCUGUUAAGCUUGUAAUGUGAAAUGCGUCCUAGAAAUAAAUCGUGCUUAUAU